Molecule: messenger RNA, 2015 nt
Organism: Brachypodium distachyon (stiff brome)
Lineage: Eukaryota; Viridiplantae; Streptophyta; Magnoliopsida; Poales; Poaceae
Product: beta-1,4-mannosyl-glycoprotein 4-beta-N-acetylglucosaminyltransferase
Exons: 2
Coding region: 389-1558 (389 amino acids)
Biological process (GO): protein N-linked glycosylation; N-acetylglucosamine metabolic process
Cellular component (GO): membrane
Molecular function (GO): beta-1,4-mannosylglycoprotein 4-beta-N-acetylglucosaminyltransferase activity
Source: RefSeq, a predicted model, not a curated record
UUGCGCACUCGACCCCGCUGAUCGCCCCUAAUUACAAGCCCCAGCGCAGCACAUCACAGGAUUCACAGCACAGCGCCGCACGACCCGAGGCCGAGACCCCCGUAACGGGAAGCGCCAGAAACCUAAAGACCCCGAGGGCCAGGAGCCAAAAGACGCCAACCACCGGAGCAAACCCCUCGUGCGGCGGCGGCGGCGGCCCCCGGCAAUCGCGGGGAGAUUCCGGCCGGAGCACGCACGCACGGGAGCGAGCGAGCGCAGUCCGAUCGGCGUGCCAUUGGAGGAGAGCUGCCCCCGUGCGCCGGCGGCGGGGAUUGUGGGGAUUUUUUUCUCUCUCUCUUGUCCCCGCCCCCUUAUUUGCUCCUGGAUUUAGUUGCUCCUCGGCGCAGCGAUGCCGGAGGCCGGCCACUACGGCCACAAGAAGAACGACGGCAUCUGCAACGGCGUGUGCAGCAGCGAGCCUGCAUCAAAGGCAGUUGUGGCAAUGUCAAGGCUAAAGUGUGCGCUUCGGGGAUUUGAUUUCAGGGUUCUUUUGGCCCUCUUGAUUGGUGUGCCAAUCGUUAUUUUAAUGGUAUAUACGCAUGGUCAGAAGGUCACAUACUUCCUCCGGCCGAUCUGGGAAUCUCCUCCCAAGCCCUUCAAGAUAAUCCCUCACUACUACCAUGAGAAUGUAACUAUGGAGAACCUCUGCAAGUUACAUGGGUGGAAAGUCCGUGAGACGCCACGACGUGUUGUUGAUGCUGUACUGUUCAGCAAUGAGCUUGAUAUCCUUGAACUCCGUUGGAAUGAACUCAGUCCCUAUGUGUCUGAGUUCGUGCUCCUCGAGUCCAACUCAACCUUCACUGGCUUGACAAAGCCCCUCCACUUCAAGGAAAACCGCCAGCGAUUUGAGUUUGCUGAAUCUCGGCUGACAUAUGGUAUGGUUGGGGGGAGGUUUGUGAAGGGGGAAAAUCCAUUUGUUGAGGAGUCAUAUCAGAGGGUUUACCUGGACCGGCUCAUUAAGAUUUCAAGAAUUAAAGAUGAUGACAUAUUGAUCAUGUCAGAUGUUGAUGAAAUCCCAAGUGGCCACACCAUCAAUCUCUUGAGAUGGUGUGACGACACUCCUGAGAUAAUUCAUCUUCAGCUCAGGAACUAUCUGUACUCGUUUGAGUUCUUACUGGAUGACAAGAGUUGGAGGGCGUCAAUACACCGGUACAGAUCUGGAAAGACAAGGUAUGCACAUUUUCGGCAGACAGACGAACUUCUUGCUGAUUCAGGAUGGCACUGCAGUUUUUGCUUCCGCCAUAUCAGUGAUUUUGCCUUCAAGAUGCAAGCUUAUAGCCAUGUGGAUCGAAUUAGAUUCAAGUACUUCCUGAACCCUGAAAGGAUUCAAGAUGUCAUAUGCAGAGGGGCAGACCUUUUUGACAUGCUUCCUGAAGAGUAUACAUUCCAAGAGAUCAUUGCCAAGUUGGGGGCCAUUCCAAGUACAUAUUCUGCGGUUCAUCUUCCUAGCUUUCUGCUUCAGAAUGCUGACCGGUUCCGGUAUCUUCUCCCGGGCAAUUGCAGGAGAGAAAGUGGCUAGGCUGGUUUACUUUGCAAGCUGCUGUUCAUGGGUGCCACCGCCAAGCUGCUGGAGGACUGGCUGUGGCAGGUGCAUCUGAUAUGAUUGGCUAAUCAUAGUUGGGAUGGCUGCUUAGGGAGUGAGGAUGGGUGUGUUCAUGAUUAUGUAAGAUGUAAUGGAACAUUUGUGCACCUGACAGCAAGGCGCAUGCUUGAUCUCGGCUUGGCCACCUUCGCAGAAGAGCCCAAGGGUGUACGGUUACCAUAAGUAAUUGCCAUUCAUAUUCCCUCCCUGAAUGAUGAUAUACAAACUCGGAGCUGCUGUAGAUUUCACAUUAAGUGAACUUUCAGAUUUGUAUGAUGUACAAGUGGUUUUACUCUGCAGAUAAUUUACAUGUGCGCAUGUGUCUAUAUUUUCCACCUUGCUGUUCUGUUUCUUGUGUCGAUGACUGGACCUUAGAUUUCCUGAACACUCUGAA